Messenger RNA from Prorocentrum cordatum, 575 nucleotides. The record is from the annotation of a GenBank genome assembly. Lineage: Eukaryota; Dinophyceae; Prorocentrales; Prorocentraceae.
GUUCGAGAGGCAGAGAGCAAGCCACCUUCGGCCACUGCUGCACAGCAUCGCGCGGACAAUGCGAGACGCAAAACUGAGAAUCUGGAGGCUCGCAUCAAGAUUUACAAGGUGCAGCGCGACGGGAUCGCCGCUGCCAUGUCCGAGGCCGACAGCACCCUCGCCGACGCGAAGGUCGAGCUGGAGCGGCACAUCAAGAUGCUGUAUCGCGUCCAGCUGGAGCAGGUUCCUGACCCAGUGGCCGUCGGCCUUUCAGGGUUGGACUCCACCGCCACCGAGCGCCAGGAGGGCAAGGGCGCUUGGUUGUCCUGCAGCGCCUGCGCAGCGAGGCCAAGGCGCGGGUGGCCGCGGCGCAGAGCGGUGCGUCGGGCCCUGCGCAGCUUGGCGGGGCGGGCCUUGCUCCCGGGAGCGAUGGCGAUGGUGAUGGGGACUCUGUUGGGGGCGCUGCCGAAGAGCCCCCAGACGCCAAUGUGGAGCCCCCCAAAGCCGAAAACUAGUUUCAAGCGGGCGAUGGAAGAGCACGGCGCCCAGGCUGCCGUCACCGAGUACCUUGCCGAGCAUGAGGCCAAGCGGCAGCG